This is a messenger RNA of Salvia splendens (bonfire salvia), 2543 nucleotides long. RefSeq lists its product as uncharacterized. The transcript has 4 exons. NCBI's taxonomy places the organism in Eukaryota, Viridiplantae, Streptophyta, Magnoliopsida, Lamiales, Lamiaceae. The record is from RefSeq and is a predicted model, not a curated record. The coding region runs from base 2007 to 2543 and encodes 178 amino acids.
GUAGACUUUAUAAGCAAAUCUUAUAAAGUAUGAUAAAUAUAUUGCCAUAUGUGUAACCAUGCUUACUUUUUUAUCUUAGUAUCAUAAUCUCUGCACAAAAAGUCUCAUUAAAGUCUCAUUUGUUCAGUGUUCUUUAAUUCAUCAAAGUAUUAUUUUUGCCCUUCUUCAAUCUUAUAUUUGCAGGAAAGCUAAGCACUAAUAUAUUAAAUAGGGACAAUCUUUAUUACCUUUUUGUGUUACUUUAAGUUUAGGACUUCAUUACUUUAUUUUGUGCUUCAUACUACUGAUUAUUUUCUGAGGGUAUUUUGCUUCACAAUCAAACCUAAUACUACUGAUUAUUUUCUGAGGGUAUUUUGCUUCUCAAUCAAAUCUAAUACUACUGAUUAUAAAUUGAAUCUGAUUUAAUAAUAGUAUUGAAACACCUAAUCUGAUUCUCUUUGAGUGACAUAUUAGUAUUGUGUGAUUAAUAUUUAAGUAUAUGUAGUUAAAAGAAGUAUAAUGAAAAGACUUAUUUAUUAAUAGAUUUUUAAGUCAGAAUAUAUUAAUUUUGUUAUUUGGAAGGCCUUUCUAAUUAUUAUGUUUCUUAAACAAUCUUUCCAAGGCAAUCACUACCUCCACCAUUAAAGUAAGAUGUGUACGUAGGUAUGAAGGGGUUCCAGAGGAUAAAAAUGAUAACAGCCUAGAGUGUGUUUUGCAUGAUAAUGCGGUAUGAUCUUUUUUCUACCAAACAACUAUGCUUUUAUUGUAAACUAAAUGGAACUAAUUAUUAAUGUCUGUUGUGUUACAGGAGACAAGAAUCCAAGCAUCAUUCACUAAUAACAUUAUGCAAAAGAUGGCCUCUCCACUUAGGGAAGAUGGUGUCUUUUUAUAAAAAAUUUCUUGGUGUAGAUUAACACUCUUAAAAACAAAGCAACAAGCCACCAAUUUAGGCUGGUAAUGAAUAGCUACACUGAGAUGUUUGAGGUCAAAGAUUUGACUUUUCCUAGAAUGAUGUUUUCUUUCAAGCCAUUCCCUGAAAUUUCACAAAUGAGACACUAUGACGAAACAUCCUUUUUUGGUAAGAAUUUAAAUUCUAUGUUGUAAUAUGUUUGUUUUUAAUACUCAUUACAUAGGUUGUUUCUGAUUACUUAUUUUACAGAUGUUAUUGGUGUCAUCACUAAUCCAGGAAGAGUUCUCAAUCAAUCUAAGUAUAGGCUUAUUGAGAUUGAAAUUAGUGAUGAACAGUAAGUUGUAUCAAGAGUUGUAAAUUAAAAUUCUGUACUACAAUUUGUCUUAAAGUUAAUACUUUUUUUUGUGUGUACAAGCAUAAUAAAAUCUUUUGUACAAUUUGGGAAUCAAAUGUUGAUUCUUAUCUCUCUGAUUUCAGAAAGAGUGAAAGAACCAUUCCGAUUGUUAUUGUUCAAAUUUGCAAGCCUAAUUUAUUUAGAGGUUUCAUUUCUCUAACGUUGUUCUCUUUGUUGUUUGUUUUUCUUCUUUGUUUAUCUGACAUAAGUUGUAUUAAUCAAAUGUGUUUUUAUUUAUUAGGCGAAAUGAGAAUAUCUACACACUUUCAAGCAUCAAAUGUUCUAAUUAAUCCAAAAUUAGAUGAAGUUACUGAUUUUAGGAAAAGGUAUAAGCUAUUAGCAGUAAUAUAGUUCUCACAGUUUUUAAAAUGAAUAUGUUUUACUACAUUUAUUAUCUUAUUGUCAACUGAUUUUGGAUGAUAUUUAUAUAAGAUUGUAGGUGAUGAGAGAUUUAUUCACUAUGGUUCUUUGGGUCCUGUUGGACCAAAGAUUAGCAAUGAGUUUGAUAAUCCUACAGUGAAGUCCUUGCAGGAUUUAGAAUGUCAAGAGGUAUUUAAUACUUCUUUUUCCAACUGAAAUGAAAAAGUUUACCUUGACUUAUUUUGUUAAUUAUACUGUCUUACAUAAUAUUAGUUCUUUUCUGCCAUUUAUUCGCAGGAUGGUUUAUAUUGGGUUUUUGGAAAGAUUGUAUCUGUGGAAUCACAUUAUGAUACAUGGUAUUACAUGUCAUGCAAGACCUGUUUUAAGAAGGUUGAAGCAGAGGAUAAUAAGUUUAACUGUUCACUAUGUAAGAGCAGUUAUUCCCAUGCUUAUAGAAGGUAUAAAUUUAUUGUCAAUAUUGUUGAUGAUACAAGCAACACUUCACUUUUAGUGUGGGAUAGGGAGGGGAUCCAACUGAUAGGAAAAAAGGUUUAUGAAUUUGUAGGGGAUGAUAAUCAGGUUUUGCCAAUGGAGGACAUUGCUAAAGAAAUUGAAAAGAAGCUGGUGGGGCAGAGUAUGUUGUUCAAGCUCCAAUUCAGAAAUCAGUUGGAGUAUUACAGAUCUUAUCCCAAAAUAAUUAGAGCUAAAAUAGUGAAAAAAUGUCUAUGUGAGAUAAAACUAUUAGAUUUCUAUUCAAAGUCUCGGUUUCAAUCACCAACCUCUUUUUCAAAUGAUAUUGCAUCUCAAUUGGAUGUAAGCAUUGAAGAAGUUAAAGACAUAUGUAAAGACAAGAUCAGUGAAAUCCCAUCUGGAAGCAUUGAAGAAGUGAAAGACAUGUAA